CAUGAAUAAUGGAUCGUUCUCUCGGUGUCUUCGCAACCAUUCUUCCGUAGCGAGACGUGACUGAAAUGGCCAGAACAGAUAGGAUCAGCGGUUAGCGGUGGCCCGAUGUCAACGGGGAGGACGGUCCGCAAUUUGCCGAGGCUUACAUUGUCAUCCACGCUCCUCGAGCCGCGGGUCACACCUCAUCCCUCCAUCAAUCCACCAGACAGCCAACUCUCUUAUCAGUCGUCCGCACUUUGAAUCAAGUAAACAUUGUCGUGUGCACCAGCAGAUAGCAUCGCCGUGCGAGGGGGAACAGAGCCCGCUCCGCGUGUUUGGUCGAUCCGAAGCUUUGACAAAAGCGGGCGAGGGAGAUGCCAGAGCUGAUGGACACUUCGGGAGAAUCCUUACCAUCCACAUUACGUGUUGCAAACGUAGAGGAAUGCUUCAACGCUCAAGCCGGGAUACUCUCUUAGUGAAGGGACUGGGCUGCUUUUUCGGCGAUGGUAGAAGAGGGAGGGCCGAUCGGCUAGACUUGCAGAUAUGCGAGCCUGAGAGAAGGACAGGAACGCUGUUUCGGCAGUGUAGAACUCACCUACAUAUCAUCAUGGCGAUUUUACUACUUGUGUCAGUGAUCCGCUGUGGACUUGUUGAAGUCGACGCCGCCCCGAGCGUGCAGACACCGAUGGUGGAUGUAGUUCACGGGAACGUCGGUGAAGACGUGACGCUCCCGGUACGCGUUCGGACGGACCAUCAGGUCUUCGCGCAGACAUGGAAUAAACUGUACGGUGGUGUUCACAGCAUGAGGGAAGCCGUGUACAUGGACUCCCCAAGCACCGGGACAGCGAUGUCGCUGGGCUCGCUGAAAGGCCGGGCAUCGCUCGGGCCGGACGGGUCGCUCCGGAUACAUCGGGCCGGGCCGGACGACGAGGGGAUGUACGUGUUGUCGGUGUUGAUGGACGUGGUGGGGCAGAAGGAGCAUUACGUGACGCUGCAGAUGCACGUCCCCCCUCAGGUUGAGUUUAGCGAGCCGAGUCCUCUCCACGCCAUGCAGAACACCCUGGUCACACUGAACUGCACGGUGAGACACUCCAGCGUCUUACUUCAGGACGUCCAAUGGAAAAAGGACGGCUUACAACUCUGGGAACGACGAACGGCCAAUCAACAGCAUCACGGCAACGGCCAAUGGAUGGACGUCAUGACCUACACAGAAACUGAUGACGUUCUGACAUCUGUGCUGACGUUUCGGGCAGUGAAGAGGGAAGACAGUGGGAACUACACCUGUCACGCGCACCACAGAGGCGGCAUUGUCGUCGCCAGUUUAUUUCUUGAAGUGUUCUAUUCUGCCAAGAUCAUCAACAUCUCGGAAUCGCCGCAGCUUGUCCUGGAGAACGCGAACGUGACUCUAGACUGCGUGGCCGAGGGAAACCCUCCCCCCAUCCUCUCCUGGCACAAAGAUGGCGACUACUCCUCCCUCAAGUCCACCUUCUCGGGCGCAGCCUCGCACAGGGAGAGGGAGGGGCGGCUGAACCUGACCCUGCUGAGGUUCGGGGAGAAGGACAGCGGUGUGUACAUGUGCGAGGCCACGAACGGCGUGCCCAGCGGGAUGAAGGACAACAAGAGUGUGCUGGUGGCCAUGAUGCAGGUCAAGGCAAUCACCGCACCUGGACCGGAAACGGAAGCUGAUGACACAAUAAUUGUCGAGAGAGACCGCUCAUCACCAAACGACGUGUACCAACAAGGUGGAGAAAUAGACAAUGGCUUCUACAGCACGUUGGUAACUGUUGGUAUCGUCACAGUCACUGCCCUGUCUUUGCUCUUACUGCUCGCUGUGGGCUUUCUACUAUGUCGAAGAAAGAAAGCUGCCGGGACAAAAAUCCUGAAGACAAACAUCAGACGAGACGUUGUCAGACACAGACAUUUGGAGCAAAGCAGAGAGGUUGAAGUCUAUCGGUGACCGCUUGGCUCAUACUGCGGCGCCAAUACGUUCUUAACAAUGAGCCGUCUCGCAAUGUGAUGCAUUGUGGUUUAAGGUCAAAGUUCAAAGCCCUGGAUUUAGACUUUGACCUUGGACCGCAAUGCACCAAAUUGCACAUGCGCACUUUGAACUGGCUUAUACUGCUGGACCAAAUCCCGAGUGAACGAUCAAAUCAACAUCCACAGUCUAGAGGUUAUUUUCUCUUCCAUGGAGAGGCAAAGAACGCCCUACGACAAAAAUACAAAUGGCGUGCGACUAGUUACGAAUAGUCGUAAUAUAAAACCGGACACUCGAGAGCAUCGUCCUUUAUUUUUCGCGCACUUUUUUCGAAGUGUCUUUGAUAAAAAGAAACUCUGUGAGCAAGGGUUGCACUUGUGCCUUGUUAGUUGCAGUACGUGUCUUGCGAUAUCACUCUCAGUCAACCUGCAAUACAUGUAUUAUUUAAGAGUGUGGACUACCUUCUAGCAUAAAGCUUUGUUCUCACAGUUGUAGUUAUUGUCGAUUACAAGGGGGAUAAUCGUUUAUGCUAGCAUCUUGUGGUGGCGUUGGUAUUUCAAUGCUGUGUUAGUGAAGAUGCGUUUGGAUGCAUUCCUUGUUCGUCAAAUAUUGUGCUUCGUUGAAGUCUGGUCCAUAUCCGUCUUACCAGUGAUCGGUGACGUUUUUGAUGACACUUGAUGGAGGCUAAUAAAU
This is a messenger RNA of Branchiostoma floridae (Florida lancelet), 2647 nucleotides long. Its product is annotated as hemicentin-1-like. Gene Ontology annotation, cellular component: neuron projection. NCBI's taxonomy places the organism in Eukaryota, Metazoa, Chordata, Leptocardii, Amphioxiformes, Branchiostomatidae. Bases 422 to 1936 code for a protein of 504 amino acids. The transcript has 5 exons. The record is from RefSeq and is a predicted model, not a curated record.